AUGCUUCAAUGCUUCUGUAACAGGUACUCACGAUGCACUCCGGAAGCGACCCAGGUGUUGACGUACAGCUGCGUCCGCUCAGGCCGCCGCGGCCUCCACCGGAGUCUGGUCCUUAGGGGCGUUGAAGACGUGUCAUCGCCCACAUUCCCGGACUCGGUCUCUUCAGGGGAUGCUAAAUUGUUAAAAAAAGAAGGGGACCCAGUCGCCAUGGACGAGGUGGUGAUGGAGAUAGAGACAGACAAGACAGCCAUCCCCAUCAUGUCACCAGGACACGGCAAGAUCGUCAAGUUCUAUAUCAAGAACGGUGACCCUGUCAAACCACAGAUGAAGGUCUUUCAGGUGGAUAUAACAGGUGUAGCGCCAGCAGCGGCUGCGCCGGCGCCGGCCGCUGCGCCCGCGCCUGCGCCCGCCGCCGCCCCUGCCGCCGCGCCUGCGCCCGCUGCCGCACCCCGUCCCGCUCCCGCCGCCGCUGCGCCCGCUGGCCCCACUGCUGUCGUGACCAAAAAGGCGAAAGCACCUGCCGGACCCACAGAAGCGGCAUUGAGAAUAACAGACCCUACAAAGUCGAUCUCAGGAACCCGCACAGAGUUCCCGGUGCCGAUGAACAAGAUGCGCAAACGCAUCGCAGAGCGACUGAAGGAGGCGCAGAACACCACGGCCAUGCUUACAACGUACAACGAAUGCGAUAUGAGCAAAUUGAUGGCAUUCAGGAAAGCGAACUUGGAAGCAUUCGUGAAGAAGUAUGGAGUGAAGCUAUCAUUUAUGUCACCAUUUCUGAAAGCCGCUGCAAACGCAUUGAAAGACCAGCCAGUUGUAAACGGAGUCAUUGUCGGGGACAAUGUCAUAUACAGGGACUACGUGGACAUAUCUGUGGCAGUAGCGACACCGAAAGGGCUGCUGGUGCCGAUACUCCGAAACGUGGACUCCCUUGAUUACCCUGGCAUUGAACUUGGACUGAGCGCACUCGCAGAAAAGGCGAGGAAAGGAAAAUUAACUCCAGGCGACAUGCAGGGUGGAACGUUCACGAUUAGCAACGGUGGGGUCUUCGGCUCGCUAAUGUCCAUGCCUAUCAUCAAUUUACCACAAUCCGCCAUUCUGGGCAUGCAUUCUAUCGUGCAGAGGCCUGUCGCUAUCGCUGGCAAGGUGGAAAUAAGGCCAAUGAUGUACCUAGCAUUGACGUAUGACCACAGACUCAUAGACGGCCGCGAAGCAGUGCUGUUUCUAAGAAAAGUGAAGUCCGGUGUAGAAGAUCCUACAUCUAUCCUAGCUGGCGUAUGA
Molecule: messenger RNA, 1278 nt
Organism: Pectinophora gossypiella (pink bollworm)
Lineage: Eukaryota; Metazoa; Arthropoda; Insecta; Lepidoptera; Gelechiidae
Product: dihydrolipoyllysine-residue succinyltransferase component of 2-oxoglutarate dehydrogenase complex, mitochondrial-like
Exons: 8
Coding region: 1-1278 (425 amino acids)
Biological process (GO): tricarboxylic acid cycle
Cellular component (GO): oxoglutarate dehydrogenase complex
Molecular function (GO): dihydrolipoyllysine-residue succinyltransferase activity
Source: RefSeq, a predicted model, not a curated record